GCGGGCGUGGAGGGGUAGCGAGUGCUUGGUGAGCCCCAGCCUUCCGGCCGUGAAGGUGCCGUGAGUGGGGAGGAGGGCCCCCAGACGCUCUCUCUUUAAAAGGCCGGUGGCAGCGCGGGGCGCUCGGCCGGCACGGGCGGCGCGAACUUGCGGGGCUGGGCGGGCGCCUUGAGGAGUGCGGCAGCGGCGGCGGGAGCCCGGGCAGAGCUGCUGCGGCCCCCUCGCCCUCUGGUGCUCCCAGGCGCUCCCGCCCCUUCCCGCAGUCUCCCCUCUCGCGUCUUCCUCACUCUCCCGGUCUCUCGCUCGCUCUCCAGCGCGCUCUCUCGCUCACUCUCAUUUUUGUCUUCUGCCGCCGCCGGGCGCCAGCAUCUCGGCGCCCGCUGGUCGGCUCCCACCCCACUCACUCCCCUACAGCCCGGAGCCCGAGGCGGGACCCCCUUCUCCAGGGCCGCCUCGUCCUCUCCCUCCAGCGCGGCGCGGGGUUCGGCGCGGGCAGAGCAGGGCGGCCGCCGCUCCCUCGCCCGCCCGCCCUCAGCGCAGGAGCAGCAGUCCGGCACCGCGCGUUUGGCUGCAGCUCCGGCCGGAUAGCCGCCCGCUCAUCCCCGCUGCGUCCCGCACUCGGGGCGGCUCCGCGCCGGGCUCGGUCCGCAGCGUCAGCGUCGCCCGCCGCGGCGGGGAUCCCCGCACCGAGAGCCCAGCCUCGGGCCGCCGCCUCCCUGCACCCCGGGCAGCGGGCGCGCUUCGACCCCUCUCCGCGCUCAGACCUCGCGGCGCGCGGUUGGGAGGAGCACAGUGGAGCUGCUUUCCUCUUGAUGCCAAGACACGCCAAACUAGGAGAGCUGUCCUCUUUUCAUAGUCAGCCGUGGAGAGCAGGCCUGCAGGACGUGGGAACUGAGACUGGCGCUUGGCUGCACCCAGGCUGUCCCCUUCUGUUGCAGACAUGGACUGUGCUGGAAACUGAGCACCUAGACGCCCCCAGUAUGGUUCACCGUGUUGGCUGCCCUCAGCCCCCCUGCUGCUGAAGCUGCCCUGGCGAGACUCUUGGGCACUGCUUCACCCAUGCUCGCCUGGGCUGUGGGCCCACGUGCCUGCCAGGGCUAGGAGUGGGGCCUGCCAUUCAUGGGUCUCUAGGGAUUUUCGAGAUGCCUGGGAAGAGAGGCAGGGGCUGGUGGUGGGCCCGGCUGCCCCUGUGCCUGCUCCUCAGCCUGUCUGGCCCCUGGGUGCCCCCAUCUCUGGGGAAGCCCAAGGGCCACCCCCACAUGAAUUCCAUCCGCAUUGAUGGGGACAUCACGCUGGGAGGCCUGUUCCCGGUGCAUGGCCGGGGCUCAGAGGGCAAGGCCUGUGGGGAGCUGAAGAAGGAGAAGGGCAUCCACCGGCUAGAGGCUAUGCUCUUUGCACUGGAUCGCAUCAACAAUGACCCAGACCUGCUGCCCAACAUCACCCUGGGUGCCCGCAUCUUGGACACCUGCUCCAGGGACACGCAUGCCCUUGAGCAGUCGCUGACUUUUGUGCAAGCACUUAUUGAGAAGGAUGGCACAGAGGUCCGCUGUGGCAGUGGCGGCCCUCCCAUCAUCACCAAACCUGAACGUGUGGUGGGCGUCAUCGGUGCUUCUGGGAGCUCUGUCUCCAUCAUGGUGGCCAACAUCCUGCGCCUUUUCAAGAUCCCCCAGAUCAGCUACGCCUCCACAGCCCCUGACCUGAGCGACAACAGCCGCUACGACUUCUUCUCCCGCGUGGUACCCUCGGACACGUACCAGGCCCAGGCCAUGGUGGACAUCGUCCGCGCACUCAAGUGGAACUACGUGUCCACACUGGCCUCAGAAGGCAGCUAUGGUGAGAGCGGUGUGGAGGCCUUCAUCCAGAAGUCCCGAGAGGACGGAGGCGUGUGCAUCGCUCAGUCAGUGAAGAUACCGAGAGAGCCCAAGGCUGGGGAGUUUGACAAGAUCAUCCGGCGGCUCCUGGAGACCUCCAAUGCCAGGGCAGUCAUCAUCUUUGCCAACGAGGACGAUAUCAGGCGUGUGCUGGAGGCGGCACGGAAGGCGAACCAGACUGGCCACUUUUUCUGGAUGGGCUCAGACAGCUGGGGCUCCAAGAGUGCCCCGGUGCUGCGCCUGGAGGAGGUGGCCGAGGGUGCUGUCACCAUCCUCCCCAAGAGGAUGUCUGUGCGAGGCUUUGACCGCUACUUCUCCAGCCGCACACUGGACAACAACAGGCGCAACAUCUGGUUUGCUGAGUUCUGGGAAGACAACUUCCACUGUAAGCUGAGCCGCCAUGCACUCAAGAAGGGCAGUCACAUCAAGAAGUGCACCAACCGCGAGCGCAUCGGGCAGGACUCAGCAUACGAGCAGGAGGGGAAAGUGCAGUUUGUGAUCGACGCGGUCUAUGCCAUGGGCCAUGCACUGCACGCUAUGCACCGGGACCUGUGCCUGGGCCGCGUGGGGCUCUGCCCACGCAUGGACCCUGUGGACGGCACGCAGCUGCUCAAGUACAUCCGCAAUGUCAACUUUUCAGGCAUUGCAGGGAACCCCGUGACCUUCAAUGAGAAUGGAGACGCGCCCGGGCGCUACGACAUCUACCAGUACCAGCUGCGCAAUGGCUCUGCUGAGUACAAGGUCAUUGGCUCCUGGACUGACCACCUGCACCUCAGAAUAGAGCGGAUGCACUGGCCGGGCAGUGGUCGGCAGCUGCCCCGCUCCAUCUGCAGCCUGCCCUGCCAGCCUGGCGAGCGGAAGAAGACGGUAAAGGGCAUGCCCUGCUGCUGGCAUUGUGAGCCCUGCACGGGCUACCAGUACCAGGUGGACCGCUACAACUGCAAGACAUGUCCCUAUGACAUGCGGCCCACGGAGAACCGCACGGGCUGUCGGCCCAUCCCCAUCAUCAAGCUGGAGUGGGGCUCGCCCUGGGCCGUGCUGCCCCUCUUCUUGGCGGUGGUGGGCAUCGCUGCCACACUCUUUGUGGUGGUCACCUUUGUACGCUACAACGACACACCCAUCGUCAAGGCCUCAGGCCGAGAGCUGAGCUACGUCCUGCUGGCCGGCAUCUUCCUGUGCUACGCCACCACCUUCCUCAUGAUUGCCGAGCCUGACCUGGGCACCUGCUCCCUGCGCCGCAUCUUCCUGGGGCUGGGCAUGAGCAUCAGCUACGCGGCCCUGCUCACUAAGACCAACCGCAUCUAUCGCAUCUUCGAGCAGGGCAAGCGCUCGGUGAGCGCCCCGCGCUUCAUCAGCCCUGCCUCGCAGCUGGCCAUCACUUUCAGCCUCAUUUCCCUGCAGCUGCUGGGCAUCUGCGUGUGGUUUGUGGUGGAUCCCUCCCAUUCAGUGGUGGACUUCCAGGACCAGCGGACGCUCGACCCCCGCUUCGCCAGGGGGGUGCUCAAGUGUGACAUCUCUGACCUGUCGCUCAUCUGCCUGCUGGGCUACAGCAUGCUGCUCAUGGUCACUUGCACUGUCUACGCCAUCAAGACUCGUGGCGUGCCUGAGACCUUCAACGAGGCCAAGCCCAUCGGCUUCACCAUGUAUACCACCUGCAUCGUCUGGCUCGCCUUCAUCCCCAUAUUCUUUGGCACCUCGCAAUCGGCCGACAAGCUGUACAUCCAGACAACGACGCUGACGGUGUCAGUGAGUCUGAGCGCCUCGGUGUCCCUGGGGAUGCUCUACAUGCCCAAGGUCUACAUCAUCCUCUUCCACCCGGAGCAGAACGUGCCCAAGCGAAAGCGCAGCCUCAAGGCCGUGGUCACGGCUGCCACCAUGUCCAACAAGUUCACACAGAAGGGCAGCUUCCGGCCCAAUGGCGAGGCCAAGUCGGAGCUCUGUGAGAACCUCGAGGCCCCAGUGCUGGCUAACAAGCAGACCUACGUUACCUAUACCAACCAUGCCAUCUAGCUGGGCUUUGGUGCCCAGUGGGAAGAGGAGGAACCCUCAUAGAUGGUGCGUCGGGCCAGGGCCACUUCCAGGGCCCCAGCUGAUGUCCUGCCUGCCCGUGGGCACCCACGGACGUGGCUUGGUGCUGAGGACAGUGGAGCCCUCCAGCUGUUACUUCUGGGCAGCCUGGGCAAGUUGGGCUGGCGACAGGAGGAGGAUGAUAGGCCCGGGUAGCUUCGGGUACCCCUGGGCAACCCAGGAACCUGUGUCUAGGACUGUUGCAUAUUCUGCCUCCAACCCACAGCAACCUGAGCCCCACUGUUAGUUGUCUCCGUCGCUCUAUCUAUCUCUCUGGUGACCUGUUAGUCUGUCUCCAUGCCUGUCUUUAUGUUCUCUUAUCUCUCCACUGCACCUUCUUUUCUCUCAGUCUCUGUCUGUGAUGUCUGCUUUUUCUGUCUCUGCUUUCUUUCUGCCUCAGCCUCCUCUGUCUCAUUCAUUCUCUGUCUCCAGGUCUCUCGUGUGCCAUGUACAUCCUUCCUCUGGUGCAUCUUUCCCUCCUGUAUGCUAUGUACGAGCUCACCUUCGUCCUCAUCCAGCCUGGGCCCUUCUCUCCCUGCGGACAUUUUUUUUUUCUUUCUGAUUCACCAAAUAUCCCACCACCUCACAAAAAAAAAAAAAAAAAAAAAAAGGAAAAAAUCAAAAUGCACAAAAAAAGUCAAAACAAAAACCAAUCUUGAGUGUGUUGCAAAGUGCUGCGUCCUCCUGGUGGCCUCUGUGUGUGUCCCGUGGCCCGCAGCCCGCCCACCUGCCUGCCUCAACUCGUCUGCCGUGUGUCCCGCCUGCCCGCUGCCCCCUUCUGCCGAUGACACGGAGUUCAGUGCCUGGGUGUCUGGUGACAGUUAUUGAUGACAAUGUGUAGCGCAUGAUUGUUUUUAUACCAAGGACAUUUCUAAUAAAAAGAUACACAUGGUUUUGCA
This is a messenger RNA of Erinaceus europaeus (western European hedgehog), 4837 nucleotides long. It is a transcript of the gene GRM4, whose product is annotated as glutamate metabotropic receptor 4. Gene Ontology annotation, cellular component: membrane. Gene Ontology annotation, biological process: G protein-coupled glutamate receptor signaling pathway; regulation of synaptic transmission, glutamatergic. Gene Ontology annotation, molecular function: adenylate cyclase inhibiting G protein-coupled glutamate receptor activity. The record is from RefSeq and is a predicted model, not a curated record. The coding region runs from base 1143 to 3881 and encodes 912 amino acids. NCBI's taxonomy places the organism in Eukaryota, Metazoa, Chordata, Mammalia, Eulipotyphla, Erinaceidae. The transcript is spliced from 11 exons.